CACGCUAAAGAGUGCCAUUCACAUUAAUAGAAAUAAAAAUUCAUACCAGUCGGUUUAUAUUGGGUAGAUGGGUCAAUAAGUUAGAUUCUUGGUUCAGCCGUGGUUUUUUAUUACCGAAGAAAUAUCGCAGGUCGCUUUCCGAAUCGCGUUUUGGACAUUUCUACCGACGUUAGUGCUCGCUGCUUUGGUUGGUGGUUACGGACCAUCAUUGCGUCGGUAACUCUGAUAUUCAAUGAAGACUUUUCCGUAUGUAAACUAAACUGAAAACUUCAAUUUUGGGUUUGAUUUUGAUUUUAGAUUUCCGGUUUGGUUUCAGUUUUCAGUUUUCAGCUUCAAGGAUUAAACAAAGAAAGACUGAAGUAUUAAUCGAUUCAUUUGCAGUUCGAUUCAAUUCUGGUUGUUCUUCGUUUAUUUUACAAGUUUUUUUUCUUUUUCUUUUUUCUUAUAAGUCUGUUUCGGUUCAAUAUAUAUUGAUUUGACCGGGUUAGAGACCAAGUGGGUAGUGAAGUGUGUCUUCAUAUUUGAUGUUUCAUAUCAUUUUGUGGAUAUAAAAACAUCUUCACCAGUUUCUCCAUUAUUGGUGUAGAAUGCAGCAUCCUUGAAUUGCAGUCUUGUUAGGUAGGGAUUGUAUUUUUGAAAGUUUGCGAAAGAUGGGAAACUGUGUAUCACUAGACGUAUCUUGUGAUCAAACGUUGCAUCACGCUUGUGGCUGCUUAUUUGGUGAUGGGAAUUACAUUCACAUGAUGGAGGCAAAUCUUGAGGCUCUGGAGAAAACUAUGCAAGAACUUGAAGAGAGACGAGAUGAUCUUUUAAGAAGAGUUGUCAUUGACGAAGAUAAAGGUUUGCAACGGCUUGCUCAAGUCCAAGGAUGGUUUUCAAGGGUACAAAGUGUUGAGUCUCAAGUCAAAGAUUUGCUCGAGGCUAGAUCAACUCAAACUAAAAGAUUGUGUCUGCUUGGAUAUUGCUCUAAGAAGUGCAUAACAAGCUGCGAUUAUGGUAAAAAGUUGAAAAAGUUGAAAGAAGUUGAAGGGCUUCUAGCUAAAGGAGUUUUCCAAGUGGUGGCUGAGAAAAUCCCUGUACCAAAGGUGGACAAGAAGCAUUUUCAAACCACAGUUGGUUUGGAUUCAAUGGUUGAGAAGGCAUGGAACAGCCUCAUGAUCGGUGAACGAAGAACACUGGGUCUUUAUGGUAUGGGGGGAGUCGGAAAAACUACCCUCUUAGCUUGUAUCAACAACAGAUUCCUCGAAGUGGUGAAUGAAUUUGAUGUUGUGAUCUGGGUUGUGGUCUCUAAAGAUUUGCAAAUUGAGAGCAUCCAGAAUCAGAUUUUAGGAAGACUAAGUCUUGACAAGGAAUGGAAACAAGAAACGGAAAUUGAGAGAGCCUCUCGCAAGAAUAUCCUAAACAGAAAGAAAUUUGUAAUUUUAUUGGAUGAUUUGUGGAGCGAAGUAGAUUUGAACAAGAUAGGAGUUCCACCUCCAACCCAAGAAAAUGGAUCCAAAUUAGUUUUUACGACUCGUUCUAAGGAAGUUUGCAAAGACAUAGAGGUUGAUGAUAUAAUGGAAGUUGCUUGUUUGUCACCGGAUGAAGCCUGGGAGUUAUUUCAGCAAAAAGUUGGAGAAAACCCUAUAAAGAGCCAUCAUGAUUUUCUCCCAGUUGCAAGAAAAAUUGCUGCAAAAUGUUGUGGCUUGCCACUUGCGCUAUGUGUCAUUGGAAAAGCCAUGGCAUGUAAAGAGACUGUACAAGAAUGGCGUCAUGCGAUUCAUGUUCUCAACUCGUCUAGCCAUGAGUUUCCAGGUAUGGAAGAAAAGAUUCUUUCCAUUUUGAAGUUCAGUUAUGAUAGCUUAAAAGACGAAAAAGUCAAAUUAUGCUUCCUAUAUUGUUCUUUGUUUCCGGAAGAUUAUGAAAUAGGGAAGGAGAAAUUGAUAAAAUAUUGGAUAUGCGAAGGAUUUAUCGAUGGAAGCAGAAAUGACGAUGGAGCUGACAACCAAGGUCAUGAUAUAAUCGGUUUACUAGUUCAUGCCCAUCUAUUGGUGGAUGGUGUACUCACAUUCACCGUGAAAAUGCAUGAUGUUAUACGCGAGAUGGCUCUUUGGAUAGCAUCUAAUUUUGGGAAACAGAGAGAAACAUUUUGUGUUAGAUCUGGUGCGCAGUUACGUGAAAUACCAAAAGACAUCAAUUGGGAACUUGUGAGAAGGAUAUCACUAAUGAGCAAUCAGAUUUCGGAGAUAUCUUGCAGUUGCAACUGCUCCAACCUUUCGACCCUAUUAUUCCAGAAUAAUAAGUUGGUGGAUAUUUCAUGUGAAUUCUUUCGGUUUAUGCCAGCACUUGUGGUCUUGGAUCUAUCGAGGAACUCAAUUCUUUCUAGGUUGCCGGAAGAAAUUUCUAACUUGGGUUCCUUGCAAUAUCUCAACUUAUCAUACACAGGAAUGAAAUCGUUACCAGAUGGUUUGAAGGAGAUGAAACGACUAAUCGACUUGAAUUUGGAGUUUACUCGUGAGCUUGAAAGUAUUGUUGGGAUAGCAACAAGUCUACCAAAUCUUCAAGUGUUGAGAUUAUAUUGUUCCAGAGUUUGUGUUGAUGACAUAUUAAUGAAAGAGCUACAACUCUUGGAGCACGUGGAGAUUGUGACAGCAACCAUAGAGGAUGCCGUGAUUUUGAAAAAUAUACAAGGAGUGGACCGAUUAGCAAGCAGUAUUCGAGGUUUAUGUCUCAGCAAUAUGUCAGCACCGGUGGUAAUAUUAAACACGGUAGUUGUGGGAGGUCUUCAACGCCUUACUAUUUGGAACUCCAAAAUCUCUGAGAUAAAGAUAGAUUGGGAAAGCAAAGAAAGAGGGGAUCUAAUAUGUACAGGUUCUCCAGGCUUCAAGCAACUCUCCGCUGUACAUAUAGUCCGUUUGGAAGGUCCAACCGAUUUGACAUGGCUAUUGUAUGCUCAAAGUCUCAGGAUUCUAUCUGUGUCGGGUCCAUCAAGUAUAGAAGAAAUAAUAAAUAGAGAGAAAGAAAUGAGUAUUAGGACGUUGCAUCCAGAUAUUGUUGUGCCUUUCGAAGAGCUGGAGAGCAUUAAUUUGGAUGAACUGAAAUCAAUCUGCUGGGAUCCUCCAGCUCUUCCAAACCUGAGACAGUUUUAUUUCGAAGGCUGUCCAAAGCUGCCACUAAUAAGUAUUUGAGACAUGCGUGGAAUGGGGUUUAGAAGGAGGCUCCUAAAACAGCGGAUGGUCUCUCCAAGCAUCAAGCACUUAUCCGGCAUUUUGAUAAGAGUGAUUUGGAAGGUCCAAAAUCUCGGCUUUGCUCUAAUAUAUUUUUUAAUUCCUUUGUU
Messenger RNA from Arabidopsis lyrata subsp. lyrata, 3316 nucleotides. Its product is annotated as probable disease resistance protein At1g15890. The record is from RefSeq and is a predicted model, not a curated record. Gene Ontology annotation, molecular function: protein binding; ADP binding. Lineage: Eukaryota; Viridiplantae; Streptophyta; Magnoliopsida; Brassicales; Brassicaceae.